AUGCAACUUCGCUCCAUUCUCACGACGGCUGUAUUGGCCUUGGCCUCAGGCGCAGCAACCAAGCCUACACCUUCCUUCGGAUCAACUAGCAACUCUACCGAUGCAGCGGCUGGAUAUGUCUUUGCUUACUUUGUUGGAGACGACAACAACGGGGAAAGCAUUUUCUUAGCUGCUAGUAAUGGCAACAAUGCUCUUUCCUGGAAGGAGUUGAACGAUGGCAAGCCAAUCCUAACAUCCUCGAAGGGCACAAAAGGACUUCGUGAUCCCUUCUUAAUGCGAUCUCAUGAAGGAGACAAGUUCUAUCUUAUUGCCACAGAUCUCAAGAUCAACGACAUUGGCUGGGAAAAGGCCCUGCGAUUCGGCAGUCUCUAUCUCGAGAUCUGGGAGAGCACCGAUCUGGUCAAUUGGUCCGAGCAACGUCAUACCCUUGUCUCCCUUCCAACAGCUGGUAUGACAUGGGCUCCUGAGGCAUAUUAUGACGUCUCAAUUGGCAAAUACGUCAUGUACUGGGCUUCUCGCAUGUAUUCUGAGGACGACCCGAACCAUGAGGUUGAGACAUUCGCCAAGAUCUUGUAUGCUACAACAAGCGACUUCAUCACUUUCAGCGAGCCUGUCAUCUGGCAAGAUUCCAACGACAGGAUUGAUACGACUGUUCUCAAGGAGGGCGACACAUACCAUCGCUUCACAAAGGACUUUGGCGGAGUAUCAGGCAAAGAAUGCAUUGACAUCAUCCAAGAAAGCUCACCUAAGCUGCGAGAUAGCCAAGACGGUUGGACUCAUGUGACGAGCUGUAUCGGUACCAAGGCUGGUCUUGACGUUGUGGAGGGCCCGAGCAUCUUCAAGUCCAACAGUGGCGAUGUUCACGGCCAGAAAUUCUAUCUUUUUGUCGACGAGUUCGCUGGACGUGGGUAUAUCCCGCUCGAGACGAUUGACAUCGCCAACCCGGAUUGGAAGGUUUCUCAGAACUAUAACUUGCCAACAAGUCCGCGCCAUGGAAGCGUUGUGCCGGUGACUAAAGAUGAGCUUGAGGGUGUGCUGGCUGCUUAUUCCAAAUGA
Fusarium venenatum is the source of this 1056-nucleotide messenger RNA. Its product is annotated as putative xylanase 18. Gene Ontology annotation, molecular function: hydrolase activity, hydrolyzing O-glycosyl compounds. Lineage: Eukaryota; Fungi; Ascomycota; Sordariomycetes; Hypocreales; Nectriaceae. Gene Ontology annotation, biological process: carbohydrate metabolic process. The record is from RefSeq and is a predicted model, not a curated record.